Molecule: messenger RNA, 1659 nt
Organism: Botrytis porri
Lineage: Eukaryota; Fungi; Ascomycota; Leotiomycetes; Helotiales; Sclerotiniaceae
Exons: 2
Coding region: 1-1056 (351 amino acids)
Source: RefSeq, a predicted model, not a curated record
AUGUCUUCCAACGGUGAUGGAUCCAAAUAUGUUUCUCCAAAGAAAACUCGUCAUCAAGUCACACGGUCGGUAUCUGAGAUAUCAUCUCCUCCCCUGAAACCUCACCGAUCUCAUCACCACCACCACCACCACCAUCAUCACCAUCCGCACAUACAUCGUCGAGACAAAGACGAGAAAUCGUCUCAAUCUACUUUGCAGAGAGUUUUCAGUCCAUCUGGAGAAUCAAAAAGUGAGGGAGUUUCACCUGAUGGGAGCCGGAAUGGAAGUCGAAGGGCUAGUAUCUUGGGUUCUACUGUAGAUGGCUUCGAUUUAUUCAAGAACAAUGAGAGAAGGCCUCUAAGGGAAGGCGAACUCGAAGCUGAAAAACAGAAGGGCGCCAUGAUGGCUACGGAGCUGCGAAAUACCUUAACGGAUGUGAACGUUGUGGCGGACAAUACUUCCCGACAUUUAGAUGCAACAUACUAUUCCGUCUUGGAGAAAUUAGGAGAUCUUCACAAGACAAUCGGAUCCCUCAAAGAGUUGGCAGUCAUGACUAGACAGUUGAAUGAGGAUUUUAGGACAGAGGGAGAAGAGCUUGUCCAAGAAAGUCGAGCACAACUAGAAGGAUUUGAAGAAUUCGAAGCACAGGAACAAAAGAUCAUAGCAUUGGAGAAACGUGUCAAGGAAGGACGAAAUACGGUCAACACUUUAAGUGGACGGGUAGACGUUGUGAGGAAGCGCGUCAAGGGCUGGGAACAAGCAGAGGGGGAAUGGCAAGACAAAACACGAAAGCGACUAAAGAUGAUGUGGAUUCUGAUGUCGAUCUGCGCAACCAUUUUACUAUCCAUCGUCAUUUUGGCAUAUAUUCCCUCAAAAGAGCAAGGUCAUGGCGCUGUAAGAUUCAACAUCUCUAAUCCGACCGCGCUGAGAGAGUUGGAAAAGGCCCAAAAUGAGACCAGAAAUAUGCUGAAGCCUACUCUCGAUAUAUUGGAAAGUUCAACGCCUGGAAGUGAAGUCAACAAGGAAGCAGAGAAGUUGACAGAGGACCCGAGACUUAAAGUACUCGAUGAGUUAUAAUCUAUUGGCACGAAAAUGUAUGCACCGGGCUUACAUCUCUCAGCCCAAGUGUAAUUGUGAAUAGUACCACUUUUCCAAGUAUACUACGCCUUACGGGACCCCCAAAAUCAGUGGGUCGACGGUCCCAUAACUUAUAAUAUUGACAUGCCGAGCCAGCGGAUGCUGGUACACAUCAAAACUAGCAUGGCAAUCUAUGUAAUCUUACCGUCCAUCUUCUUAUUAGCACUGUUGAAUAUUACAUAUCAUUCAAAUUAAUCGUACCGGUACGCAAAUACGAGAGACACUCAUAUGUAAUCAUAGGCAGUUUUGAGGAUUCACGUCUAUAGAAAGGUACUAGGUAGAUGGAUAGACGGGCGAAUGCCGAGAUGAUUAUACAGGGUUCAUGUCCAAUGAUAUAUAUGAUAAAACGCUUUACAUUUAACCAACCUUGGAAUCUAUCUUACCCUUUGGAUUCUUUGGACUCUACUCGUAUGGAUCCUAUGGAUUCUAGAAUGGUGGCAUGGUGCCGUGGGCCGUGGACCAUGGACCGUGGACCGUGGACCGUGGACCGGCACACAAUACAUCCAUAUCAGUCGUCAUUUCCCUCAGCCACCCAUCCAAUAU